Molecule: messenger RNA, 8807 nt
Organism: Equus quagga
Lineage: Eukaryota; Metazoa; Chordata; Mammalia; Perissodactyla; Equidae
Gene: DIAPH2
Product: diaphanous related formin 2
Exons: 28
Coding region: 268-3570 (1100 amino acids)
Biological process (GO): actin filament polymerization; actin cytoskeleton organization
Cellular component (GO): cytoplasm; actin filament
Molecular function (GO): microtubule binding; actin binding; small GTPase binding
Source: RefSeq, a predicted model, not a curated record
CUUGAGGGCGGCGGCGACCGUGGUAAUUGCAGCUGCUUAGGGGCAGGGCUUGCCCCAGCGCCGGGUAGUGGCAACGGCGCGUUGCGUCGGGGGCGCCUGGGAGCCGGGAGCCCCGGGGGCCUGAGAUCGGCAGCUCCCCGGGCAGACACCCUCUCACCCAGGAAGAGGUGCUGCCGAACCCGCGCGGGGCAGCGGGACCGCCCCAAGGGGCUUCCUCCCGGGAGGAGAGGUGGGGUGACAGGGCACAGGUGACAGGGCCGGAGAAAGAUGGAGCAGCCCGGGGCGGCGGCGGCGGCGGGCGCGGGAGGCGCCGGCGAGGAACCCGGUGGGGGCCGGAGCAACAAGCGGAGCGCGGGGAACCGGGCCGCCAACGAAGAGGAAACGAAAAACAAACCUAAAUUGAACAUUCAAAUAAAAACUUUGGCAGAUGAUGUGCGUGACCGAAUUACAAGUUUUAGAAAAUCUACUGUCAAAAAAGAAAAACUUCUUAUUCAACAUCCCAUCGAUUCUCAAGUUGCAAUGAGUGAGUUUCCAGCAGCUCAGCCAUUAUACGAUGAACGAUCUUUGAAUUUGUCAGAAAAGGAAGUACUGGAUCUUUUUGAAAAAAUGAUGGAGGACAUGAACCUUAAUGAAGAACGAAAAGCUCCUUUACGGAACAAAGAUUUUACCACCAAGCGGGAGAUGGUCGUCCAGUAUAUUUCUGCUACUGCCAAAUCUAUAGUUGGAAGUAAAGUUACGGGAGGACUGAAAAACAGCAAACAUGAAUGCACCCUGUCUUCACAAGAAUACGUUCAUGAAUUACGAUCUGGUAUUUCAGAUGAGAAACUUCUUAACUGCCUGGAAUCUCUGAGAGUUUCUUUAACCAGCAAUCCUGUCAGCUGGGUUAACAACUUUGGCCAUGAAGGUCUUGGACUCUUAUUGGAUGUGCUGGAAAAGCUUCUGGACAAGAAACAACAAGAAAAUAUCGACAAGAAGAAUCAGUAUAAACUUAUUCAGUGCCUCAAAGCAUUUAUGAAUAAUAAGUUUGGAUUGCAAAGGAUCCUAGGAGAUGAAAGAAGUCUUUUACUAUUGGCAAGAGCAAUUGAUCCCAAACAACCCAGCAUGAUGACUGAAAUAGUAAAAAUACUUUCUGCUAUUUGCAUUGUUGGAGAAGAGAACAUUCUAGAGAAACUUUUAGGGGCUAUAACCACAGCAGCAGAAAGAAAUAACAGAGAACGGUUUUCACCAAUUGUGGAAGGAUUAGAAAAUCAUGAAGCUUUGCAAUUACAGGUGGCCUGCAUGCAGUUUAUAAAUGCCCUUGUCACUUCUCCUUAUGAGCUUGAUUUUCGAAUACAUUUAAGGAAUGAAUUCCUUCGUUCAGGACUGAAAAUAAUGUUACCAGAUCUGAAAGAAAAAGAGAAUGAUGAGCUUGAUAUUCAGUUGAAAGUAUUUGAUGAGAACAAAGAGGACGACCUAACUGAAUUAUCACACCGUCUCAAUGACAUUCGAGCAGAAAUGGAUGAUAUGAAUGAAGUAUACCAUCUUCUGUAUAAUAUGUUGAAGGACACUGCUGCUGAAAAUUACUUAUUAUCCAUUCUACAACACUUUUUGCUCAUUAGAAAUGAUUAUUAUAUCAGGCCGCAGUAUUACAAAAUAAUUGAGGAGUGUGUUUCACAGAUAGUGUUGCACUGCAGUGGUAUGGACCCAGAUUUCAAGUAUAGGCAAAGACUAGACGUUGAUUUCACUCAUCUGAUAGAUUCUUGUGUGAACAAGGCAAAAGUUGAAGAAAGUGAACAAAAAGCAGUGGAGUUUUCGAAGAAGUUCGAUGAAGAAUUCACAGCUCGACAGGAAGCUCAAGCUGAGCUUCAAAAAAGAGAAGAAAAAAUCAAAGAGCUUGAAACAGAAAUCCAGCAACUUCGAACCCAGGGACCCGGACUCCUAGCUUCAUCAGGCAUUCCAGGCCCUCCUCCUCCACCUGUACUCCCAGGUGGGGGUCCCCCUCCACCCCCGCCUCCACCACCGCCACCUCUACUCCAAGGACCUCCCCCUCCUCCACCUCCUUUACCUGGAAUGGUUGGCGUCCUACAACCACCACCUUUGUUUGGGGCGCCUCCUCCACCACCUCCUCCCCUAGGAGCACCGCUUGAUCUGCCAUAUGGAAUGAAGCAGAAAAAAAUAUAUAAACCUGAGGUGGCCAUGAAGAGAAUCAACUGGUCAAAGAUCGAACCCAAAGAAUUAUCUGAGAACUGUUUCUGGUUAAAAGUUAAGGAGGACAAGUUUGAAAAUCCAGAUCUCUUUGCACAGUUGGCACUGAAUUUUGCUACCCAGAUAAAAGUUCAAAAGAAAACAGAAGCUUCGGAAGAAAAGAAGACCAUACCCACAAAAAAGAAAGUGAAAGAAUUGAGAGUUUUGGAUCCCAAAACGGCCCAGAAUCUGUCUAUCUUCCUAGGAUCAUAUCGUAUGCCAUAUGAAGAUAUAAAAAACAUUAUUCUGGAGGUUAAUGAAGACAUGCUGAGUGAGGCCUUAAUUCAGAACCUUGUAAAACAUCUUCCUGAGCAGAAAGUACUCAGUGAGUUAGCACAGCUGAAGAAUGAAUACGAUGACCUCUGUGAGCCAGAACAGUUUGGAGUUGUGAUGAGCUCAGUGAAAAUGUUGCGGCCCCGACUGAAUAGCAUUCUUUUCAAGCUCACUUUUGAAGAACACAUAAACAACAUCAAACCGAGCAUCAGAGCAGUCACUCUCGCCUGUGAAGAACUGAAGAAGAGUGAAAGCUUUAACAGACUAUUAGAGUUAAUUCUUUUGGUUGGAAACUACAUGAACUCAGGCUCCAGAAAUGCCCAGUCUUUGGGUUUUAAGCUCAACUUCCUUUGUAAGAUCAGAGAUACUAAAUCAGCAGAUCAAAAAACAACCCUCUUGCAUUUUAUUGCUGAAAUUUGUGAGGAAAAAUACCGGGAUAUCCUGAAAUUUCCUGAAGAACUGGAACAUGUAGAAAGUGCAAGCAAAGUUUCAGCUCAAAUUCUCAAGAGCAACCUUGGAGCAAUGGAACAGCAAAUUCUUCAUCUGGAACGUGACAUCAAGAAAUUCCCCCAAUCAGAAAAUCAACAUGAUAAGUUUGUGGAAAAGAUGACGAGCUUUACAAAGAGUGCCAGAGAGCAGUAUGAUAAACUGUCCAACAUGCACAAGCAAAUGGUAAAGCUCUAUGAGAAUCUUGGAGAAUACUUUAUUUUCGACUCUAAGACAGUGAGCAUAGAAGAGUUUUUUGGCGAUCUCAACGACUUCCGAACUUUAUUUCUGGAAGCAGUGAAAGAAAACCACAAAAGAAAAGAAAUGGAAGAGAAGACUAGGAGGGCAAAGCUUGCAAAAGAAAAGGCUGAACAAGAAAAGUUGGAACGCCAGAAGAAAAAGAAGCAACUCAUUGAUAUCAACAAAGAGGGUGAUGAGACUGGCGUGAUGGAUAAUCUUCUAGAAGCCCUACAAUCAGGUGCAGCAUUCCGAGACCGCAGAAAGCGGAUCCCAAGGAAUCCAGAUAACAGACGAGUACCUUUGGAAAGGUCGCGCUCUCGCCACAAUGGAGCUAUCUCAUCUAAGUGAUUCCUGAUGCCAAAGAAUAUGAAAAUAUUUAAGUAAACAAAAUCGUACAUUUUGAAAAGAACAAAACAUGCACUCAAGGGAUGGAGAGGAAAUAAGUGCGUUUCUGCAAAGAUCAAGCUAAGCUGGAUGAAAUAGCGUGCAUUUGUAAAGCUUUUGCAAGACUCUUUCCACGAUUAUACUAAUAUGAACGCAAUUAUCAGGAUUAUAAAACGUGUGUUCCAUUUUAGUGUCAAGAUGUGUAUUAUUUGUUCUUGUGCAUGACCUGACGGUGAUGAUGAAAAGUGUAAGAAAUUGAAGAGUUCUAAGGCUUUCAAAAACAUUCAAUCUAUCAAAAAUUUAGCGUUAACUCAAAUUUGUAGGUCACCCCAAAAAAGGAAGAAAAGUAUUAGAAAGAAAGAAUCAUUCAAUGUCUGCUUUUGAUCCCUGUGAUAUAGGAAAGGACAAGGCCAAUAAAAAUUAAAUGUGCGUGUUAAUAAUUUGGGGAGGCACUAAUAUUGCACACUCCGUAAGAGAAGCCAUUUUGAAAACUCAAAAACAGUACUCCUCCAACCCCAUCAAGCUCUUUAGAAUCUUAUCUCAAGUGAAAGCUGAUGGAUUCAUCUGCUUUGGCUGAAAUUAAAUUUAUCAUUAAUCUAGAGUUUCAGCAUGAUAUUGCAGGCACUUAUUGCUAAAAAUAAACCAAAGUUUAACAGAAGCAGUUAGAGAAGGUGAUUUAAACUUUAUUUAAAGAGGUAUUUUCUAAUGAUGCACAUAUAUCUACUUUAUACAAAUACUUUAUAUGGCUAUUUUUGAGGAAAACCUCACAUUUUAAUGUCUAUGCCAGGGAUGAACCUGAAAAUUCUAUUACCUUUAUUUAGAUUUUUAAAGGUAAAUAUUGAUUCCUAUUCUCCGUGGUUUAUUUCUUCUCUUGAUUGCUUCUUUCUCCCAUGACCCCCUUGAAGACAGGGAAUAGAGCUCUGGAAGACCUGAGAGGAAAAAGAUUUCUCUCUGCAGGAGACAGCAGAAAACUGUCUGAAAGGUCACUUGUUUUAUCUGCUUUUCUACUCCCCUUUCCAGCUCUGCCUUGGUGGUCUGAAGAAGAAAAAGAAAUUAUAUAUAUGUAUGUGUAUAUAUGUGUAUAUAUUGAUAUCUCCUGCUACAAUAAUUCCACAUCCCUGUGACUAAGUGAACUUCUCAAUCAUCAUCAUACUUCCUCACCUUAUAUUAACAGAUUUAAAUAAUGCUGCCAAAACAACUCAAGGAGGACAACAGGCUCUACGUGUUUCUUAAAUAGAUGAGAGAGUAAAAGUUAUACUUAACUCGUCUGUUAUUUUCAAAUCAGCAUUGAAAUAAUGUGGUAUAACUUCUCCGGUGUGCCAUUUUAAGACUAAUCCAUGCAGAUGAUUGUGAUUAUUGUAAAAGAUUUCUUAUAUGUAUAUUUCUUAUAUAGAAAAUCCUGUUUCUACUCCUCCAAAGCACGUUCUAGACCUUCAGAAAGAACAAAUGACUGGCUCGGCAAGUGACCACCUGAGACCAUGUAAACAAGUGACCGAUAGCUCACAGUUUCCUUUCUAUAGAUGUAUAAUGAUUUGAACUGCUGCCUUUUCCUCCAGUGCAUUCUGACUUGGGUAUUAUACUUUCAAAAGCUCUGAAGCUGCUACAAUAGAGAAAUCAAAAAGAAUAACAGUAUCUGAGAUCUUAAAAUUUUAGCCUAUCUUAAGAUGCACACAUAUGCACACACAAACAAGUUGAAGGGACAUAUCAAUUUAACACACUCUUUUUUAACAACAACAACAAAGAUUUAGGUUUUACUAAUUUAUGUACAUACUUAGUGUGUGUAUUUUUGACCUCACAAAGUCUUUUCUGAAAUCGUCAUGGUAUGGCCUCUUGGAGUCUUCUGAUAGCUUUUUGGGCUGUAGGAAAAUGAUAUUUUGAAAUAUUAACCCUGACUAAAACUUCAGGACUUUCGCCAUGCCAUAUUGUCAAGCUGGUCAAGGUAGAAAUACUGAUGUGUAUCACCUUUUCCAGAUGUGAACUUGCCUUAUUUUUUAGGUUGUGAAAAAAAAAAUGAGGUACUAUUAUUGAUAAAUUAUAUAUUUGUAUUUAGAGUAAUCCCACAUGCUUUUCACAAACAUUAUGAAACCUUUCAAGGUCUUUCGUGAAGUUCCAAUAAUUGAGUUAAAGGGAUUUUUAAUGGUCCUGUUCUAGGCAUUUGCAGUUUUGUUUUAGAUUGAAAAGUAUCACCAAAAAUAGUACGUAGUGACAUUUUUAGUAUAGAACCAAAUUAUACUGAAGUCUUUUAGCAAGUUUAUUACUGCCACAUGUGAGAAGCAUCAAUUUUUGCAGAUUUUCUUCAGAAUGUUUUUAAAGUGUGCAAAACUCUUAAAAUGUUUACUAGUUGAAUUAGUUUCCUUUGGCUGCUGUAACAAAUUACCACAAACGUGGUGGCUUCACACAUCAGAAAUUUAUUCUCUCACAGUUCUGGUGGCCAGGUGUCCAAAGUCAAGGGCCAUGCUCCCCGCAGAGGCCCUAGAGGAAGAUCUUUUGCCUCUUCCAGCUUCCGGUAGCUAUUGGCUUUCCUUGGGUUAUGGCCACAUCUCUCUCUGCUCCAUCUUCACAUCACCUUCUCCUCUGUGUAUCUAAUCUCCCUCUGCCUUUCUCUUAUGAGGACACAAUUAUGUCGGCAUUUAGGGCCUACCCAGAUAAUCCAGGAUAAUUUCCUCUCCAGAUCCUAAAUUUAAUUACAUCUGUCAGACCCUUUUUCCCAAUAAGGUAACAUUCACAGGUUCUGGGGGUUAGGAUGUGGACUUACCUUUUUGGAGGUGACCCUCAGUCCCCUACAGUCUGCCCUCUGGCCCCCCCCAAAAUUUAUGUCUGUCCUAUGUGCAAAAUAUAUUCACCCCAUCUGAACAUUCCCAAAAGUCUAAACCCAUUACAGCAUCAACUCUAAGUCUAAAAUCUCAUUCAAACACCAUCAGUUUGAAAGUUCCAAAUCUCAUCCUCUGGAUCACCUAAAUCAGGUAUGGGUGAAACUCCUCAGGUAAAAUCCCGCUCCAUCUAUGAGUCAGUGAAACAAGAUAACAAGUUACCCACUUCCAAAAUACAGUGGUGGGACAGGCAUAAGGAUAAUAGCUAUAGCCAUUUCCAUUCCAAAAGGGAGCAAAUGUAAAACAAAAAGGAGUCACCUGUCCUGAUGAUUUUCAAAAUUCACCCAGCUGGAUUCCCUUAGGUUUCAAGGCCUGACAAUAAUCCUGUUUGGCUCAGGGCUCCACCGUUUAGGCCUGCAGCUCUGUCCUCUUGGCUUAUGGAUUGAGUCUCUGCCUCUGUGUCCGUGGCUUGCGCUUCUGCCUCUGUACCUGCAGCUCUGUCCUAGGGGGUGAUCCUUUAUAUUGAAAGGUAGCAGGUGUUUGCAGCCUUAUCAACCUGUUUCUUGCCUGUAAAAUUUUGAGAGUCUAACAGCUUUCUCUCAUUUUGUCCUGUCUCUAUCUCUUUGAAGCCAAGCUGGAAGUAUUUCUGCUGGUAUAACAUUCUCAAAAACUUUAUGGGCCUCCCAUGUAUGUCACAUUGAUUCAAUAGUGAGACAAGAGAAUCCUCACAGAUCUUUGCCAGAUAACCCCAUCUCUAUUUCUGGCUUCUAUUGAGAUAUUUGAGAGAUCCAUGAGUGAAUGCCUAACCUCUUCAGCACUAGCCAAAUGUUGUCCAGCCACAUCUUUGGCUUUAUCUCAGAGCACACUAUCCUAACAGUAAACCUAAUUUUCGCUCUUUUGCAACCUGAAUAGGCUCAAAAUUUCCUGAAUCAUCAAGUGCUGGUUCUUUUCUGCUUAACAGUUCUUUCCUCAAUUUCUCUCUUUCCUCUUGUAUUUUACUAGAAGCUCAAGAAGAAACUAGGGCAUACAUCCAACUCAUUGCUUGGAAAUCUACUCAGCUAAAUGUCCAAGUUCAUCACUUACAAAUUCUCCUUUCCACACAACUGUUGGAGACAAUUCAGAUAAACUUUUUGCUGCCAUUGACGUGGAUCACCCUUCCUCUAGUUUCCAAUAAAAUAUUACUCAGUUCCUUGAGCCCUCAUGAGAAGCACCUUUAACAUUCAUAUUUCUACCAAGAGUUUUUUUAAGGCAAUCUAUGCUUUCUCUGUCAUAUGCAUCAGAUUUCUUCCAUCCUCUACUCAUUAGCUAAUUCCACAGACACUUCCACAUUUUUAGGUAUUUGUUAUAGCAAGACCUCACUUCUUGGUACCAAAAUCCGUAUUAGAUUCCUGUGGCUGCUGUAACAGAUUCCUCCAAAUGUGGUAGCUUCUGGGUCAUCAGAAAUUUAUUCUUUUACUAUUGUUUUGGAGGCCAGAUCCUAAAUUGAGGUGUUGGCAGGGCUGCACUCCCUCUGGAAGCUUAGGGGAAAAUCUGUUUUUUGCCCCUUUCAAUUUCUUAUGGCCAGCAUCAUUCCUUGGCUUAUGGCCAAAUCUCUCUCUUCCCUAUCUUCGCAUCACCUUUCCCUCUCUAUAUCUAAUCUACCUCUGCCUCUCUCAUAUAAUGAUGGCAUUUAGGGCCUACCCAGUUUAUCCAUGAUAAGCUUUUCAAGAUCCUUGACUUAAUUACAUCCGUGAAGACCAUUUUUCCAAAUAAGGUCAUGUCACAGGUUCCAGGAAUUGGGACAUGGACAUAUCUUCAAGGAGCCACCAUUCAGCUUAUUACACUAGUCAUUACACAUAAAUGUACUUUUCACUUUUUAAAAUGCAUCUUUGGUGCUCAAGCCAAAUUCAAGGUUGUCUCUAAAAGCUGUUGUCUACACAGCCUACUGCAUGCUUUGAUAGUAAAUGGCCGAACACGCUAUUCUAAAAUUUGGUUGAUACUUUUACUACUAUGGCCAAUUAGCUUGAAAAAAUAAUUGGUUCCAACUCUGAGCUCUGGUAUAUCUCUUCUGUCCCUUUUAUGGAGUCUUUGACCAAACGACUUCUAUGAUUCAUAACGCAGGCAUAAAACUACCUCUGAUACAGAAGGGUUCUUUACAAGCUUAUUUUAAAUAUUGUGAAUCCCUCAGCUGAAAGGAGAGGUGACAGAAAAGCCUGCUUUGAAUGGGUAUUGAGGGGGUUUGUGCCCAUACCAAGACACCCAGAAGAAGUAUUUCAGUGGCAGUAGAACUGUGGAUUCAUGCUCUCAUUUUGCCUCGGAAGAAACACCUGUCUCUUCACAGGACCAAGAAUGACUUGCAAUCUAUAUGUAAUGCAUACUUACUUAUUCAAUAAAGUUAAGAUAUACAUGAAA